Molecule: messenger RNA, 1152 nt
Organism: Arabis nemorensis
Lineage: Eukaryota; Viridiplantae; Streptophyta; Magnoliopsida; Brassicales; Brassicaceae
Source: the annotation of a GenBank genome assembly
AUGGAGCCUCAAAAACCCAGCAAGCGACUUCGCCAAGUCCCUUGUUGUGAAAACGAAAACCCUAAUCCCAAGUCACUCCCCAGUGUUCCUGGUUUCAACCAAAACCACCUCGAUUUGAUUAUCUCCUCGUUCCUCUCGUUACCGGAUUUGCCUUCGUUACCCUCGUCGCUCUCCAUCGAAUCCUCUUUCGAUAGAGUGUUUGAGAAAAUGUUCGAAGCCUCCAGUGAUGGUUCCGUUCAGGAUCGUAUCACUGUUCGUUCACUAGAACUCGCCUCGAUUCUUCAGGAUUCCACCAAAAAGUGGUUUCGAAAAUACGCCACUCUCUUCAAUACCAAUUCCUGGCCACUGUAUGAUGACCUUACUGUUAAGGUGUUUUCGAUGCUUGAUACAAAAUCUCUGAUGCAAGCUUCAGCUUCUUGCACCUUGUUCAAGAAAUGUGCCAUGGACCCUUUAUGUUACUCCCACAUAGAUUUGACAACCCGAGAUGUUAAUGAAACAGUUGUGCAGAGGAUGAUUUCUCAUGCCGGAAAAGAACUCAGAUCCCUUAAAGUUGGUCGCAUUGCAUGUCCGUAUGAUAGAUCUAGGGCAUCUUUGCUUUCAGGAUCUUGUUUUGCCCCACUAUACAAUAAUCAAGGUUUUAAACGGGAUCUCUUGAGAAGCCUACACAUUUAUAAUAGUCGAUGGAUGAAGGAGAAGUCCUUAAGUGGCGCGUUGAUAGCCUGCCCAAAUCUUACCGAUUUGAAGAUUGUUGGAUUGAAUUUUGGUCAAGUUAAUAAGGUAUUAGAUUGCCUCCCAAGAGGAUGCCAGAAUCUAUUCAUAGAGAAAGAAGAUAAUGGAUAUGGUGAAUCGCGCUUUUUAUAUUUUCCGUCAUUUUGGAGGAAGUGGCCCAAUAUAACUUCGCUAUCACUCAUAGGUUUCAAAAUACAUGACAGAGACGCCUACCGUCUUAUUAUGGGUCUUCAUAAACUUAAGUACAUGGAUGUAUCUAGAACAUAUGAAAUCGAUGGAGGCUUUUUGAGGGAUGUGGGAUAUGACUGCAAAGACACUCUGCUCGAGACUCUGAUAUUGCGGGAUUGCUCAUCGCUAGAAAAGGUUUCCUUUAAAAGAGCUGAAAGAAAAAAGACCAGGUCUCACAUUUGUGGCAGUUUUUAG